CGCGUAGAACAAUUGCGGGCUGUAACUGCAUUUUAUUAUUUUAUUUUAUUGAUAGUGCGCUGCGUAAGACAAACAUUUGUUAAUCCGCCGCUCACCGCAGCAGCCAGAAAGCAGCAAUGAAAACUCUCCUAAAACCGUGAAACAGCCAGUGCGAACCAGAAACUGUGUCGCCAUCGCCUGUGUGUGUGGGUGCAAAAAUAAAUGCAAAUUGUUGUAAAAAUGCCGUGCUUUGGUGUGCGUGUUGAUAAGUGCAAUACGCAAAAGUAAGAACAUUGAGGCAUAAAUUUCGUAUAAUUCGCAGCAGCGGAAGCUCCCCGAGAAUUCAAGCAAAAGCUAAGCCCGAAAAUGGAUAACGAGCAGCCGCAUCAGGAGUUGGUCAAGUGCGUCCUAGUGGGUGACACGGCGGUGGGCAAGACACGACUGAUCUGUGCACGGGCCUGCAACAAGCAUGUUUCGCUGUCGCAGCUACUCUCCACACACGUGCCGACCGUGUGGGCAAUCGAUCAGUAUCGCAUAUACAAAGAUGUACUUGAGCGGUCUUGGGAGGUGGUGGAUGGGGUAAAUGUCUCACUUCGUUUAUGGGACACAUUCGGGGACCACGACAAGGACCGUCGCUUUGCCUACGGCAGAUCCGAUGUGGUGCUGCUGUGCUUUUCCAUUGCCAGUCCGAUUUCCCUGCGCAACUGCAAGAUGAUGUGGUAUCCGGAAAUUCGCCGCUUUUGUCCGGAUGUGCCCGUCAUCCUAGUUGGCUGCAAGAACGACCUGCGCUAUAUGUAUCGCGAUGAGAAUUAUCUGUCGUAUUUCGGCGAGAAGGGAACCUUUGUUCGAGCCGCCCUGAAGAGCGACCUGGUUAUGCCCGACGAGGCGCGGGCCGUGGCCAAGGAGCUGGGCGUGGCCUACUACGAAACGAGCGUCUUUACCUAUUUCGGUGUAAACGAAGUAUUCGAGAAUGCUAUACGAUCGGCUUUGAUUGCUCGGCGACAGCAGCGCUUCUGGAUGACGAACCUGAAGAAGGUGCAGAAGCCGCUGCUGCAGGCACCGUUCCGGCCACCGAAGCCGCCACCACCAGAGGUCACCGUUAUGGUGGGCCACUACCGGCAGGACAUCUACAAUAUGUUCCUUUCGCAAGCCUACACCGAUCUCGUGCUGGUCGCUGGCGCCGGCACCAAAUUCGCCGUACAUAGAUUCAUGCUGGCUGCCGCCUCCAGCAUCUUCCAGCGCCUUUUAAGCACGGAGCUAAGCGACAUGGGCGGUCGGAGCAGCAGCGAAUCGAGCAUGGUCAGUUCCACGUUCGGAGAGGCCACCAUAGCGGACUUCAACGACGACACCGAGUCCCUCAUCCGCUACGAAUCACGCACACAACGCAUGUGGGAGCACUUGAAGCGUCGCUCCAGCUAUCAGGCCCUCCCCCUGAUGGAGUCCAAGCGGUCCAACGAUUUGUACAGGGAGCUGCAUCAUCCGGUGCUGCAAAGCAUCCGGCUGGUGCACGUGGAGAAUCAGCGCGGUGUGAACGGACUGCAGACCAUUGUCACCCUGAGCAAGCUCAUCUCGCCGCAGGCAUUGCACCAGUGCCUGAGAUUUAUAUACACCGGCACCAUUGACAAGGAUUGCAACAAUCUGCAGUUAUUACAGGAAAUCAGAGAGGCUGCCGAUCUCUUAGAGCUGCCGCAACUGACUCAGCUAUUGGCCAGGCCCCAAACCGUCUUGGAUAGCUGCUCCAGUGAUGAGCCCAAUCCGCACAUUUGUCUUCGCAUCAAGGAAAGCAUGGAGCGACAUUGCAUUGGCGACGGUUGCUUUAGCGAUGUAACCUUUGAGUUGGACGAUGGCCUAAUGAAGGCACACAGGGCGGUGCUGGUGGGUCGUUGUGAUGUCAUGCGAGCCAUGUUGCUGGGCGAUUUUCGAGAGGCGCAUUCCAAUGUGAUCGUAUUCCCUGGCGUUACAAUCUACACAUUCCACAAGCUGCUGUGUUACCUGUACACUGACCAGAUUCCGCCAAUAUCGGCCGUCAAGUGCCUGAAUCUGCUGGAGCUGGCCAAUCGCCUCUGCCUGCCGCGUCUCCUCAACCUGGUGGAGUGUCGCGUUAUCGAAGAUCUCACAUUAAUUUCCCAGAACGAAACCAAUGAAACGGUGGAUCACUGUCUAAAGCUGCUGGAGCCAGUAAAGCUGCACAACGCACAUCAGUUAGCCGAGUGGUGCAUGUCGUACCUGUGCGUCAAUUACAACCUUAUUUGUAAGUUCUCACUCAAGGGCCUUAAGGCUCUGCAUCAGGAUAAUCAGGAGUAUUUGCGCGAACAUCGCUGGCCGCCGGUGUGGUAUCUAAAGGAUUAUGACUACUAUCAGCGAUGUCUGAACGAGCUGAACAAGGAGCUGAAGCUGAAGAGCUCGCGACGAGAGUCGCCGAGUGAUGACGAGGGAUGCCUGUGCUUCACAGGAGUAUUCUCUUGCUGGCUGUUAGGCAAAUCGAAGCGCAGCCAUGGAGACGGAGGGAAUGGAACCGUGGAGAACAGCAACGCGGAUAAUCAAAUCUUCAACAGUGCCGGCAACUCGAUCAAUCACAUCGAUUUGGAGGCGGAUAUGGACCUGAAUCUCUGACACCCAGCCCUCGGGCAAGGAAGAUCACUGCGCUUCAUUGUGAUCCUGCCGGUCCUGAUCUGUUUCAUUUGCACGAUUUUAAGUAUCCUGAUACUUUUCCAAAUUCACACAUAACAAACCUCAAGGAUUCACCGUGGGAAUCGCGAGGGGCUUCUGACAUUACGCAUUAUCCAGUGGAGCGCAAAUUUGCCUUAGUGAUUACUGAAUACACAAGUCCAACAUAGAACAACGGAGUACGUUCUGCAGUGCUUCGGAUUUCUUAUAUUUAUACGCCUGAAAUAUAUGCAUAAUGCAAGAGCAUAGGACGAGCAUUCUGCACAUGCACCUCGGCGCUCGUCGCUGUAUUGCCUUACGAGAUAUACCGGUGUGCACACCCAUCUUCGGAUCGGGGGCAGGUGUGCACAUCCCUAUGUCUGUACCUUUACCUAAAACAUGUAUGUAAUGUAUAUUUUUGAAUUCCUACUUACUUGGAAACAUUUGUCUAGCCAUAGCUAUAAGCGAGUACUUUAACAAUAAGGACGCAUUUUGUACAGAAUGAUAGAAUAAAGCAAUUACGAACAAAA
Drosophila kikkawai is the source of this 3155-nucleotide messenger RNA. It is a transcript of the gene RhoBTB, whose product is annotated as Rho-related BTB domain containing. Lineage: Eukaryota; Metazoa; Arthropoda; Insecta; Diptera; Drosophilidae. Gene Ontology annotation, biological process: regulation of cell shape; establishment or maintenance of cell polarity; cortical cytoskeleton organization. Gene Ontology annotation, cellular component: cytoplasmic vesicle; cell projection; cytoskeleton. Gene Ontology annotation, molecular function: GTP binding; protein kinase binding; GTPase activity. The record is from RefSeq and is a predicted model, not a curated record.